AUAUUACUCUCCCGGCGAAUAUAACCAGAAACAAGAAUGUGUGCGUGAGACUCGGAGAGAGAAAGAGAGGGAAUCUAGUGAGAGAAACACCAAUUGGGUUUUGAUUCUCAUACAGAAUAGAACUGGAAGAACAGCGAAAGUUCCUAUCUUUGCUGCCCAAUUUGAAGUGUAAGUUUUCAGCUCAUUGAUUAUAUAAUUCCAGCAAAAUGUUGGAGGGAUCUUAUCUAGUCUCAAGGGAAUUACCAGCCUCAAGCGAGCAAGAAAGCCAGUGGAUUUACAAGACUUUUCAUGCUGUUAAGCGCUCUAGCAAACGCAGGUCAGAAGAUGGAGAAGAUGUUCCAUCAAGAAAGGCAGCUAGGCCAUUAGGCGUCCUGGAGAGACAGGGAAGGGGCCCUCAUGUUCUUCCCAUCUUGAAUGCUAAUGAACCAGAUGAUCAGCAUCAAACAGCUGGUAUGGGUGGUCUUUCUGCUGUGCUAACUGAUCGACCAGAUAUUCAGCAACAAGCAGUGGUUCUGAAAGGUCUUUUUGAUGUUCAAAUUGAUCAGCCAGAUAACCAGCAUCCAAUGGCAGGUCUGUAUGUUCGUGCAGUUGCACAGAAAGAUCAACCAGAUAAUCAGGAUCAGGUGGAGGAUAAAUCGGAUACAAGUUCACUUAUUAAUCAACUUGGUCGAGAACUGUCAAUAAGCUGUCUCCUCCACUGCUCGAGGUCCGACUAUGGCACCAUUGCUUCAUUGAAUAAAAGCUUUCAGUCCAUAGUUCAGAGUGGUCUGCUGUAUAAGCUGAGGCGGAAAAUGGGUAUCGUUGAGCACUGGGUGUACUUCUCCUGCAACCUCCUUGAAUGGGAGGCCUUUGAUCCUUUUCACUGCCGAUGGAUGCAUUUGCCAAGAAUGAAUGCAAAUGAAUGCUUUAUGUGUUCAGAUAAGGAAUCUUUGGCCGUUGGUACGGAACUGCUUGUUUUUGGGAAGGAAAUCGAAUCUCAUGUUAUUUAUAGAUACAGCAUUUUAACGAACAAGUGGACAUCCGGCAUGAAAAUGAACAUGCCCCGGUGCUUGUUCGGGUCCGCGAGUCUUGGGGAAAUUGCCAUUCUGGCUGGUGGCUGUGAUCCAGCUGGUAAUGUCUUAAGCUCGGCAGAGCUUUAUAAUUCAGAAACAGGCACGUGGAUUAACAUUCCAAGCAUGAAUAAAGCCAGGAAAAUGUGUUCUGGAGUAUUUAUGGAUGGCAAGUUUUAUGUUCUUGGGGGGAUUGGAACAGGUAAUACAACGAUGCUUACGUGUGGAGAGGUAUAUGAUUUGGAAGCAAAAACGUGGCGUGUAAUACCUGAUAUGUUCCCUGCACGAAAUGGAGGAACAGGAGGGAAUGAAAUACCUGCUGCAGCUGAGGCACCUCCUUUAGUUGCAGUCGCAAACAAUGAGCUUUAUGCAGCUGAUUAUGCACUGAAGGAGGUGAGGAAAUAUGACAAAGAAAAGAAUGUUUGGAUCACAUUGGGGGGACUGCCUGAACGAGCCGUUUCAAUGAAUGGUUGGGGGCUUGCAUUCAGGGCAUGUGGAGAUCGGCUCAUCGUUAUAGGUGGACCCAGGGCUUUAGGUGGGGGAAUGAUUGAGCUUAACUCUUGGAUUCCGAGUGAAGGUCCCCCACAAUGGGAUCUGCUUGCAAAGAAAUCCUCAGGCAGCUUUGUGUACAAUUGUGCUGUGAUGGGAUGCUGAGUUUUGCAGUUUUAGCAACAAAAGGUAUAGUGCAUGGAGUCCUUUCAGUUGGAUAAUAGGUUUACAAGGAGAUGGGAAUCUGGACAGUGGGAAUAUCUGCCUUCCUUUUUGGGGUAAUUUCAGGUUUUAAUUUAGACCUAUAGAUACAGUUUUAGAAGGAGGUCUGGAGAUAACUUUGCCUCAACUUUAAAUUUUUUUUCAUGUACUUUUUUCUUUCUUUUUUUUUCCUUUCCAGUCAGUGCAUCUGUUCAGUUACCAUGAGAGCAUUUCAAAAGUUGGAAUAGUGUAAAAGUUGCACAGAUGAAUAAAAGUUCUGUUACAGUAUUA
Messenger RNA from Manihot esculenta (cassava), 2030 nucleotides. Its product is annotated as F-box/kelch-repeat protein At1g74510. Gene Ontology annotation, molecular function: protein binding. The transcript has 2 exons. Bases 207 to 1703 code for a protein of 498 amino acids. The record is from RefSeq and is a predicted model, not a curated record. Gene Ontology annotation, cellular component: nucleus. Lineage: Eukaryota; Viridiplantae; Streptophyta; Magnoliopsida; Malpighiales; Euphorbiaceae.